AUGGCAGAAUUUAACUCUGAAAAUCCUUUAGUUGGCAAAUGGCGCCUUGAUCGAACUGAAAAUUUCGAUGAUUAUUUGAAGGCCACAGGUAUAAAUAUAAUUAAGCGCCAAUUAGCCAAGAAAACCAGUCACGUUGAACAGACCAUACAAUGUCAGGAAUCUAAUAAGGUCUAUAUCAAAAUUUGGUCUCGAGUUCUGACUAAGACAGAUACAUAUAUUUUGGGAGAAGAAAUUGAUGAAGAGCUUUUAGAAGGAGAGAAAGUCAAGGGAACCAUGACAUACGAAGAUGGCAAGCUGUUGGACAGCAUUAAAGGGUCUAAGAAACCAUGUUUUAAUAGCAGAGUUAUGGAAGGCUCUCAAAUGGUUCAUUUCUUAGCUGAUACCGAACGUUCUAGGCAUUUAGUAAUAUUUAAUAAGCUUUUUAUCUUGCGUAGGAAUUUACAUACGAUGGCGUUUCCUAUUACAGAUUUUGGACACGUUGGUAGCUCUUAA
Messenger RNA from Trichoplax adhaerens, 492 nucleotides. RefSeq lists its product as uncharacterized. Gene Ontology annotation, cellular component: cytosol; nucleus. Gene Ontology annotation, biological process: fatty acid transport. Gene Ontology annotation, molecular function: fatty acid binding. The record is from RefSeq and is a predicted model, not a curated record. The transcript has 5 exons. Bases 1 to 492 code for a protein of 163 amino acids. Lineage: Eukaryota; Metazoa; Placozoa; Uniplacotomia; Trichoplacea; Trichoplacidae.